This is a messenger RNA of Coccinella septempunctata (seven-spotted ladybird), 954 nucleotides long. Its product is annotated as peptidyl-tRNA hydrolase 2, mitochondrial-like. Gene Ontology annotation, cellular component: mitochondrion; cytosol. The record is from RefSeq and is a predicted model, not a curated record. The coding region runs from base 131 to 619 and encodes 162 amino acids. Lineage: Eukaryota; Metazoa; Arthropoda; Insecta; Coleoptera; Coccinellidae. The transcript is spliced from 3 exons. Gene Ontology annotation, molecular function: peptidyl-tRNA hydrolase activity.
CAAGUUGGGUUAGGUUAGGUUUGGUUAACCUAACUCUUUGCUGUGAUAGAAGAGAUCCAAUUUCUUGAUCUCUCUUUCUUUUCUAACGAAUUUCAAAUAAAUUUAAGCUAUCAAAAAUUAAGUGUCCAAUAUGAAUUCCUAUUUAAUUGUUACCGCUGUUGUUGGAGUGGGGGUUCUAAUAUCAUAUGUAAAUUCCAAAAUAUUCAAAAGGACAAAUAAUGAAAUAUCAAAGAAUGUUGAAAAGGAAUAUGAGUUCAAAGAUAAGUCUGAGUAUCGAAUGAUGUUAGUGGUACGAAAUGAUCUUAAAAUGGGGAAAGGAAAAAUCGCUGCUCAAUGUUGUCAUGCCGCAGUUAUGUCUUAUGAGGCUAUGAUUAAGAAACGACCUUAUUUGUUGAAACCCUGGAUGAAAAAUGGUACAGCUAAAAUAGCAGUCAAAGUUGAAUCAGAAGAGGAAUUAUUGAGCUUAGAGAAAAAGGCAAAGGAACUGAAAAUUUUAACAAAAAUAGUUAGAGAUGCUGGACAUACCCAAGUUGCUCCUAUGAGUCGAACAGUAUUAUCACUUGGACCAGCUCCUAAAGUUGUAUUAGAUCAAGUCAGUGGACAUCUAAAAUUACUCUGAUUAGCAUCUUAUGUGAUUUGUGUAUUUAGUAAAACAAUUGAAAUUCUCCUUCAAGUAUUAUUCAUUAAAUUGGACCACAUGAUUUUUGAAAUAAAAAAACUAGAAAAAUUUCAUUUUCAAGUUUGCACAAAUCAUGCAAUUUUCACUGUGAAAAUAGACAUUCGAGUUCUAUUCCGGACGAUUGUCCCGAUCACCACAAAGACAAUCAAAGCUAUUUGCCCUUUCAAGAACAAAAUUUUCAGUACUUGUUAUUGAAGCUAUGUUGUUCGUCUUUUCCUUCACAUUUCGGCCGAAGAAUUCUACACUUAUUCAGAAAAUAAAAGGCUAAAUUUAUA